Molecule: messenger RNA, 1565 nt
Organism: Durio zibethinus
Lineage: Eukaryota; Viridiplantae; Streptophyta; Magnoliopsida; Malvales; Malvaceae
Source: RefSeq, a predicted model, not a curated record
UCUUAAUACCGGUGUAGGAAAAUCCUGUGCCAGUUCUAUGAUACCAAACAGAACUAGGUCAUUGCAGCCGUCACUUAUAAAUAUGAAGGCAUUGUAGCCAUGAAGCGGUAAAGGGGAAGGAACAAUGGCCAGCAUGGAGGAGAUUUCAGGAAUGAAGAAGAAGACGAGUAGAGAAAUACCUUCUCGGAGAAGGAAGACGGACAACAAGCGAAUGCUCCGACGAUGUGAUGAGAUUGAUCUCCCUACAACUGAGAAAUCAAUGAUCUGCUUCCAUAGGAGAAAUUCUACUACAUACGCCUUUUACUUGUUUAACUUCUCCUCCUCAGACGAAGAAGAAGAAGAAGAAGAAGAUUAUCGCUAUCGAAUUCUCCAUGGGCCAUAUGGACUUGGAAGAAGUGUUCUACCUUCACUCUUUGGACCUCAACAGAUGCCUAAGGGGAGAUGGGGUGGCAGGUUUGCUGCCUUGGGCUUCAAUAUCUACCACAUAGGCGGCUUCGAUUUAAGUAAAAAGGUGCAUUGUUUUGAUACGAGUAAUCCUGAGGGGGGUUGGAGGGAGGUUGCUCCCUUGAUUAGAGGCGGGCAUUCGGCCGCUGUAGCUGUUGUCGACAAUAAGAUUUAUGUCAUGAAUAUUUAUUCUGGGGAAGAUAAAGAGGAACCUUGGGGCCAAGUUUUCGACCCUGCCUUAAAUACGUGGAGUCCCAUGCCUGAACUUCCCUCUUCCACAGUUAGAGCUCAUUACUUUACACAUCUUGAUGACGAAAAAACCAUUCUUGUUGCUGCUGAUGGUCGCAAAAUCUUAUAUGGCUAUAAAGUCAAAACCAAUUCUUGGUUUAAGUUCGACGAGGAUUUCAAGGAAAAAGGAAAAAUCUUUGCAAUGAGCGGGCCUCGUGUGGCAGUCAAUAGAUGCUUGUAUUGGCUUGGUGACGAUGAGUUGUAUGGUUAUGAUUUAGAUGAAGGAGAGCUUUACAUUGGUAAAUUUGGGUACCUUGAUUUGGAGCUUCGAGGGAUAGUUAGGCAUCCUGGAGAUAAUAUUUGUUCUGAGUAUGCAAUGAGCGACGAAUGUAGGUUAAUUGCUUUAGGUGGUGGAAAGUUGUGUAUGGUUUGGCAGCAUGACAAAAUAGUUGGCCCCUACACCGACCCCCUCAUUGACCCUAAUGUAAAUGAUUCUACUUUUUAUUGUGUUUAUUGUGUCAAGUUUCAAGUUUCCAAAGGUAUCCGCCCAUCCAAGGAGGGAAAACUGGAACGCGUCCUGAACAUUUCGGUUGAGUCUUCUAAAUCCUUUCUCCUAAAGGGGCCUUUCUUAGAAUUGGGUUAUGUUUCCGCCAUGGAAGGAGGACGGCAAGCAAGGAAGAAAUCUAUGGAUCGCAGCAAAGGAAGAAGGCAAGAAAACUUGAGUCAAAGAAGAGCAACAAACCAAUGCUCCAAAGAUGUUCUCAGUUUUCCUCAAUGGAGAAAUCUAUAUGCUUCCGGACAAUAGGUCCCGAGUGUAUAUCUAACUUUUACAUGUUCAGCUUUUCAUAUGGUGAAGAUAGCAAAGCUGUUGCUGAUCAUCAUUACCAAAUCAU